AUGUCUGAUACUACACAAUCCGCUUCUCUGGUGGCUCAGAUAUUUAAUUAUGCAGGUAUUGCAUUAUCUUAUUUUAAUGCUUUACCAUUAGGUCAAAGAAUAUCAAUUAUUGUUUUGGCUCCAUUUGUUUACCAUAUUACAUGGCAACUGCUAUAUUCCUUAAGAAAAGAUCAUACUCCUUUAGUCUUUUCAUGGAUUCCAUGGGUUGGUAGUGCAAUUCCAUAUGGUACUCAACCAUAUGUUUUCUUUGAAAAAUGUAAUAAACAAUAUGGUGAUAUUUUUUCAUUUUUAUUGUUAGGUAGAAUUAUGACAGUUUAUUUAGGUCCAAAAGGUCAUGAAUUUAUUUUUAAUGCUAAAUUAAAGGAAGUCUCUGCUGAAGCUGCUUAUUCUCAUUUAACCACUCCAGUCUUUGGUAAAGGUGUUAUUUAUGAUGUACCAAAUAAUAAAUUAAUGGACCAAAAGAAAUUUGUUAAAGGUGCUUUAACUAAAGAAGCCUUUAAGACUUAUGUACCAUUAUUUGUUGAAGAAAUUGUUAAAUAUUUAAAGACUUCACCAAACUUUAACGUCAAUGAAAAUAAUUCUGGUAAGAUUAAUGUCAUGGUUACUCAACCUGAAAUGACAAUUUUCACAGCUGCAAGAACUUUGUUAGGUAAAGAAUUAAGAGAUAAAUUAGAUACUGAUUUUGCUUACUUAUUUACUGAUUUAGAUAGAGGUUUCACUCCAUUAAAUUUCGUUUUCCCAAAUAUUCCAUCUGCUACUAAUAAGAGAAGAGAUCAUGCUCAAAGGACAAUUUCAAAUACUUAUUUAUCAAUUAUUAAAAAGAGACGUGCUGAAAAUGAUAUUCAAGAUAGAGAUUUAAUUGAUGAAUUAAUGAAAAAUUCAACUUAUAAAGAUGGUACUAAAAUGACUGAUAAUGAAAUUGCUAACUUAUUAAUUGGUGUCUUAAUGGGUGGUCAACAUACUUCUGCUGCUACUUCUGCUUGGACUUUAUUACAUUUAGCUGAAAGACCUGAUGUUCAAGAAGAAUUAUAUCAAGAACAAGUUAAAGUCUUGGAUAAUUUUAAUAGAGAAUUAUCUUAUGAUGCUGUUGAAGAAAUGGCUUUAUUAAAUCAAACUUUAAAAGAAGUCUUAAGAUUACAUCAUCCUCUACAUUCCUUGUUUAGAAAAGUUAUUAAAGAUAUGCAAGUUCCAAAUACUCAAUACGUUGUUCCAAAGGAUAAUUUCGUCCUUGUCUCUCCAGGUUAUACUCAUUUACAAGAAAAUUAUUUCCCAAAUCCACAUGAAUUAAAUAUUCAUCGUUGGGAUAAUGAUUCUCAAUCUUCUUAUUCUGUUGGUGAAGAAAUUGAUUACGGUUUCGGUUCUAUCUCAAAGGGUGUCUCUUCUCCAUAUUUACCAUUUGGUGGUGGUAGACAUAGAUGCAUUGGUGAACAUUACGCUUACUGUCAAUUAUUAACUAUUUUCUCUGUCUUUAUUAGACAUUUCAAAUUUAGAUACGAAACACCAGAUGGUACUGUUCCAAUUUCUGAUUUCACUAGUAUGGUCACUUUACCAACUGGUCCAGCUUACAUUAUUUGGGAAAAAAGAGUUCCAGGUGAACAAUUAUAA
Molecule: messenger RNA, 1605 nt
Organism: Maudiozyma saulgeensis
Lineage: Eukaryota; Fungi; Ascomycota; Saccharomycetes; Saccharomycetales; Saccharomycetaceae
Source: the annotation of a GenBank genome assembly